AUGCCUUUCUGGGACAACUCCGAGGAUGCCUACGAGCGCGUCUACAACAACGACCAGUUCGAAGAGCACAAAUCGUCCUUUGGUCACGAACUGGUGGCCGGCGGUGCAGCUUUUGCUGGUUUUAAAGCUUUUGAGGACCACCAGCGCCGCGAAGGAAAGCCCGUAUCCCAUGCUUUCGCCAAAGAGCUCCUCGCCGGAUUCGCCGGAGCGGAAGUCGACAAGCUAGCUGAGACCAAGGGCGAGGAUUGGUUCGACCGUGAGAAGGCCAAACGACAUGCUAAGGAGCACGCUGAGCGCAUGUAUGAUGAACAUUACAUUGAGAACCAAGGGGCGGACCAGUACGAUCCGAACCAGUACGACCGUCCCGAUCGUUUUGAGAGGAGGGGUUGGUAG
Molecule: messenger RNA, 393 nt
Organism: Aaosphaeria arxii CBS 175.79
Lineage: Eukaryota; Fungi; Ascomycota; Dothideomycetes; Pleosporales
Exons: 3
Coding region: 1-393 (130 amino acids)
Source: RefSeq, a predicted model, not a curated record